AUGAAAGAUUUUAAUAAAUUUGUGCUUUUUGCUUUGGGUGGAACUGUUUUAGGUCUUUUGUAUAAAAUGAAUAAAGAAAAGAUUAACAAAAAUCAAUUUGAAUUGAAUCUUCUAAAAAAUUAGAAAAGUGUUUCUGUUUAGCAAUUAAGGUAAAAAUUCUAAAUUUAUAAAGAAAUUCAUUUUCAUUGACAGAUGAUAAUUAAAUAAGUUUAUUUGUUGAAGGAUCAGUAGCAUAAUCAACAGAAAUGUUAAAAAGCACAAAUAACAAAUAUACUGGUGUUUAUAUAAAGAAAUAAAAUUAUGAAAUAGAAACUGUAGAGAAUAAUGGAUGUAGGACUUAGUAAAGAAGAUAUACAAGUGGAACAACAAAUACAACAGAUUCAUUUAUAUUAAAUUCAUUACCUAAAUCAAAUACAAAUAUAUUGAUAAAUAAUUUUUCAGACACAGUAAUAUUGCCAAAAGUUUUAAAACAUUAAAAAACAGAUCAUUUUUUGAUUUCUCCUGAAGUUAGAACAAUAAUGAGAGAGCCUGAAACGUAAGAUAUUUCAUAUUAUUAGAGAUGAAGAGAAAGCAUAGUUUAAAGAAGGGAAAAUAUCAAAGCUUUUAACAACUAUUACAAAAAUCGGAGUUGUUAUUGAAGAAGAUAUUUUAUGUGAAGGAACAUUUAUUUGCAUUUAUGGUAAUGUUAUUUGGGAUAGAGUAUAAAAUACUUUUAAAAUGACAGCUCCUAAAUAUUUUGGUAUAAGUAAAGAUUAAAUUAUUGAAUAUUUUGAAGCUGAUUAAUUCUUCUUAAAAUUGAUUGGAAUUUUAUUAGCUAUUGGUGGAACAGUAUUUAUAAAUUAAUUAAUAGGCCUUUUCUAUCUUUGCUUUAAAAUACUUAUAUAAGUUAUUAUCUAAUUGUGAGAAUGAUCCAAAAGCUAAAGCUAAAGAAUAUAAAAUAACAAAAAAAUGA
Messenger RNA from Paramecium sonneborni, 952 nucleotides. Lineage: Eukaryota; Ciliophora; Oligohymenophorea; Peniculida; Parameciidae. The record is from the annotation of a GenBank genome assembly.